CAGGGGGCUGGCCUCUAGUCUACGUCGUCACAGUCCGUUUCUGCUCUCGUGUUGUCCUACGACGGGUGGAGUUUGGCUACAGUCCGCCAGACAAAGACGAAGUGAUGGACCAGAGAAACCCUACUGUACCGGCGCCGGACCUGACGUGACUGAAGGCCUUUGUGACUGUGAGCUGGAGGGGGCCCCUGGUUCUUCCCCAGACGAGGGAACCACCCGCUGUGCCCAGUUGUGUUUGUUUCAUUGUUUACAUCUCUUCUAACCAGCGGGAGGCUUUUCUGAAAUACCAAAGGACAUCUGCAGCCUGCCUUAAGGACAUGAGGACAGCCUCCACUUCCCCGGAUUUUUAAUUUCAGCUGAGCUCCAGGAGCCAAUUCAUGUCGAAACCAAUGAAAUCUAUGGAUAAUGCCCAAGAGGGCGACACCAAAAUGCUGGCUCGCGUUAUUAAUGAUUUUCUGUUGAGUGCGAGGAGAAGCUCUGUCAUCUAGUUAUCUGGAUGAAGGGCUUUUUGUGACAAAACAUCAGGGGCCACUUGGGGCCAGGAGGUGGAGUCCUGUACCUCCUCAGACAUCCGUUCAGCCCUGUGAUUUCAACGAUCUCAUACAUUUCAUCGCCCUUCUGCCUCUAAGAUGGAGCUCUUCUUCAACCCGUUUGAUAACUUGGUGUGUAUCCUGCUGGGCAUCUCCUUCACCGUGUGGUUCACCCUGCUGCUGGUCUUCAUCAUAGUGCCAGCCAUCUUCGGGGUUUCCUUUGGCAUCCGCCGUCUUUACAUGAAGACUUUGCUAAAGAUUUUUGAGUGGGCCACUCUGAGGAUAGAGAGAGGAGCGAAAGAAAAGAACCAUCACCUGUACAAACCCUACUCAAAUGCCAUCAUCGCUAAGGAGCCCACCUCCCUCGAGGAGGAGAUCAAGGAGAUCCGGCGGAGCGGCAGCAACAAAGACCUGGACUCGGCCCCGGAGUUUGAGAUGUCCGACAUCUUCUACUUCGCCCGGCGGGGAGUGGAGAGCAUCAUGGACGAUGAGGUGACCAAGCGUUUCUCUGCUGAGGAGCUGGAGUCUUGGAAUCUGCUGACCCGCAGCAACAACAAUUUCCACUAUAUCAGUCUGAGGCUGACCGUCCUGUGGGGGCUGGGCCUGCUGAUCCGCUAUGGCUUCCUGCUACCUCUCAGGGUAACUCUUGCCUUCACUGGUGUAGGCCUCCUUGUUGUCCUCACCUCUGUUAUUGGCCUACUUCCCAAUGGAAGGAUGAAAAAUUUCCUGAGUGAGAAAGUCCACUUGAUGUGCUACAGAAUAUGUGUCAGAGCUCUGACUGCAAUCAUAACCUAUCAUGACAGUGAGAAUAAACCCAAGAAUGGAGGCAUCUGUGUGGCUAACCACACCUCUCCCAUCGAUGUUAUCAUCCUCGCCAGUGACGGCUGCUAUGCUAUGGUUGGUCAAAUCCACGGUGGCUUGAUGGGAGUCAUCCAGAGAUCCAUGGUCAAGGCCUGCCCUCACAUUUGGUUCGAACGUUCAGAAGUAAAAGACAGACAUCUAGUGGCCAAAAGACUGAGUGACCACGUAGAAGACAAAUCUAAACUACCCAUUCUCAUUUUCCCAGAGGGUACCUGCAUCAACAACACAUCAGUCAUGAUGUUUAAGAAGGGCAGUUUUGAGAUCGGUGCCACAGUCUACCCUGUGGCCAUUAAGUAUGAUCCCCGGUUUGGAGACGCCUUCUGGAACAGCAGCAAGUUUGGGAUGGUCAACUACCUUUUGCGUAUGAUGAGCAGCUGGGCCAUCGUCUGCAGCGUGUGGUACCUCCCCCCCAUGUCCAGAGAGGAAGGAGAGGAUGCUGUACAGUUUGCCAAUCGUGUAAAGGCAGCCAUAGCAAGGCAAGGGGGGCUGGUUGAUCUUCUGUGGGAUGGAGGACUGAAACGUGGGAAGGUAAAAGAUACCUUUAAAGAAGAGCAACAGAAGCUAUACAGCAAAAUGCUGGUGGGCACUCAAGAGGAUCGUAGCCGCUCCUGAACGCAAUCUUUGUGGUGGUUGACUGGCUUCGAGGCCCCCCUGGACACCUCUGACUCGACCGGCAGUCAGCAGUGGACUCUCUCUCGUGUGGAGGACCCGGACUGGAUAUUUGUCUCCCUGAUGUCAACAGUACUCCAUUUGGCUUCCUCGGUCACUGCCUCGGCCUGGCAUGUCAAGUUUGCAUCGCUGUUACGGGUCAUUCUGAGUCCGCCGCCCUGUGUUGAAUAGCUUGACUGAAGCGUCACUAACAUCAGAAAUGAAAACACGGUGCACACAGAAAGUCUUCCUCAGUGGCUGUCUUUUGAGGGAAAAAACGUGUUUUAUUUCUGUCAGAGUUCUCGUCUUCGUUUGAUAUUUUCUACUUUUAAUUUCAAGGAUUUAACUGUCACGUUUGUAUCAUGUUACAAUGUUUUAAGUUAAAGACUGAUCUGAUCUUACAUGGGAUGACAGUGACUGUAGAUAAAAACUAGUUUGUUUUAAAGCUAAAAACCUGUGACUUGAGUUUGGAUUUUCUCAUGACUGGCCCGUACCCAGGAUUCAGGGCACGAUGCCAGAUUUUGUUACAUUUUUAUGGGCUUUUUUCAAGAGAGAAAUCGAUGUAUUUUGAGCUUUGUGUUUUACAUUAAGACUUGUAUCAACACACGUGGUCACUAUAGGAUUUGCUGAUAGGAUGUUUCUGCGUUUUUUCCACGGAAUGUGUAAGUCCUCACAUUAUGAAGUGGAGGUUGUGCACCCACAGUUGCAGCAGUUUUAUUUUAAGUUAGACAGGUUUUCCUGUUCCAGCUAAUGCAGCGUACGUUGAGUAAAGUCCCUUUAAUGUUAAUGGCAUACAGCUAGCAAUGUGAGAUAAUAAUCAUCCCAAUUGGACAUAGUUAAAAUGCCAGCGAGCUGAUACAUAUUCAUACCAAUACACUUCCAGACUGGUUCUACUGGCUUCCUGCUUGUGCAGUAACCACCCCACCUCAUUUAUUUUAAAUGAACUCUAAAAGCUAUUGUCUUUAUUUCCCCUCUCAUUAAAGGUCUUUCUCAUACUUGGCAGCCUUAAGGAAGUUUCAAGGAGAGACUGCAGCUGUAGUUUUGACUCCCCUUUAGGCUGGAAGGACCAUGGUGGACGGCCUUCGAGGUUUCUCUUGGAGGCCCUGGCCUCACUAGCGCGGUAUUAUCAGGGAUAGUCGUUUAGAUUGUGUAAAAUCUGUUAAUCAAAAUAAAUGUUCAAGAAUGUGACUCUA
Molecule: messenger RNA, 3229 nt
Organism: Mugil cephalus (flathead mullet)
Lineage: Eukaryota; Metazoa; Chordata; Actinopteri; Mugiliformes; Mugilidae
Product: glycerol-3-phosphate acyltransferase 4
Exons: 13
Coding region: 627-2000 (457 amino acids)
Biological process (GO): triglyceride biosynthetic process
Cellular component (GO): endoplasmic reticulum
Molecular function (GO): glycerol-3-phosphate O-acyltransferase activity
Source: RefSeq, a predicted model, not a curated record